This is a messenger RNA of Carassius auratus (goldfish), 4081 nucleotides long. Its product is annotated as apical junction component 1 homolog. Lineage: Eukaryota; Metazoa; Chordata; Actinopteri; Cypriniformes; Cyprinidae. Gene Ontology annotation, cellular component: plasma membrane; apical junction complex. Gene Ontology annotation, biological process: cell-cell junction organization. The record is from RefSeq and is a predicted model, not a curated record. The transcript is spliced from 2 exons. Bases 212 to 3511 code for a protein of 1099 amino acids.
AUAGUAACGCCACAGAUGCGCUCAUCAGCUGAGGCGUGAGGACUACACGAUUCGCCGAUACUACAGCCGCCUUCACGCUAAAAUGCGACUCAGCACAUUAUAAAGCAUAAGCGCUUUGCAUGAUGGAUAUUUAUGCUACUGGUGGAUGGAUUAAAACGGGAACCUUAACCUAAACAAAUUUAAUGGGGAAAAUUAGAAGAGCCUCAUUAAGAUGACACGCACAGAUCCACCUGAUAUACUAGUAUCAACAGUGUAUCAAGAUGUUAAAGUGAACUCCCUCUCGAACCACUCCAAAGCCUUUCAUCCCUCAAAACAAUGUGAUUCCCCAUCCAUCAGCAAACUGGAGAACACUCGAAAAAGCAAAAGCAAAAAGAGGCACUGCCGUAACUUUGACACAGAGUCUAUGGACAAACUCAGAUAUCAUACCAUAGCAAUGGAGUACCCAUACCGAAGGGCUGAAAGGUAUGCGGCCAAUCCAGAGGUUGCCUGGAAUGCCUUAGGUCGCCAACAAGGGCAUGGACUCCACCGGUUUUCUUCCCCAGACAUAUUAAGCCACCGUCUCACCUCCCAGCCAAUGACUGCUGAGAUGUCUGCUGAAAUUGCUGUGACAGAACAAAAGAGGAGGACUAGAUCUAGAAGUGCCUCACGGGUUCAGACCAGCCUAACUCCUGUAUCUUUUGAUGCUUCCCCUCCAGUGGCAAGGAGGGGCCGGGAAGCUCAAAGGACGCAUCGAAACACUCAGCCAAGGCCGGAUGUUUCCCCAAGAAAAGAGUCUUCCUAUGCUGCCACGCGGGCACACGUGAAUGAAGUACAUCCCAUCAAACUACAGCCGCAGAGGAGUGAUACAAGCAGGUAUUCCCCUGUAUAUGUAUCUGAAGGCUUUGACGAAGGAAAACCGGAGAAACCUGCUACUAGUCCUCAUGUUCGGUGCCGGGUGGACAUCAAACCAGAUGAGUCGGCUGUGCAGCAAGGAGGCCGAAAGGCAGCUAUACCUCAUGUGGACAUACCAUGGCAGAAGUAUCCCAGCAGUGGCAGUCGGAGUCUGACAGUGCCUCGCCAUUUCUCCACUUCGAGGACACCAACUCCCACUGACUCCUUCACUGGAGAGUCCAGGCAGGCGUACCAGUAUUCGCAAAGUAUGCCAAAUAGCUACAUACAGCCUAUGGAGAUCCCUUUACAAAAGGUGGUCUCACCACGGGAGCCAAGGGAACAAUAUGGACGGGAACGAAGGGCUCAUUCAAGCCCCAAUGUGCCAACUAAAUUCUUCUAUGCGGAGGAUUUGGGGAAGUAUGGAUCUUCAGCUCCAUCAAGGACUUAUUAUCAAGAUGACCGAUACAGCAUUCCUAGCCAACCCUAUUCACCUAAAGUAACGUAUGUACAAGAUCCAAGGACUCACAUUGUUCAUACUGUACCUUCCCGGCCAUAUUUCACAGAAAUCGACACCUACCAUUACCCUGGACAGCCUGUGUACCCUAAAACCUAUGCAGCAAGUGAGCCAGGGGCGUAUAUAAUACAAACACCUCCAGCAAGGACUUUCUAUGGUGAUGACCCAAGGACAUAUCAAAUUCAAACGGCCCCCCCUCGGAUCUUCUACAUGGCCAACCCCUACACGCCACCAAUGGAGCAUCAUAUUCCCACAAGGGCAUAUUACACAGAGGGAAGACGGCAUGCCCGUGUGGUGCAACCUCAGUCAGAGGACUGGUACGGCUCAGAAGUGUCCAGCUACUCAAGCCAUUACCCUUCCUCGUAUGUAUCACAGGUUACUCCCACAAGAGUUAGACAAGAGCCAAAGCUCACAACUUGGUAUGCCAACCCAUGCAUGGAGCCUGCAAGAACAGUAACAGACCCAAGACCGUACUCAAGAUCAUGGGAUAACAUCCUUGACACCCAUGUAGAGCGAGAACAGCCAGUACCCCGAGGGAAAAGUGAUGAGAAUCUUCUUUGUCAGGGGGUACCACAAACUUCAAGUGAAAGACCAAAACCUGUGGUUGUCAACCUUUCCAGCUCACCAAGGCGUUAUGCUGCACUGUCUUUAUCUGAAAACUCUUUGAUUGACAAAAGUCCAACUGAGGCCAGGAGCUCUUCGAGUAAACUGUGGUUUGUCACACCUGAGAUUACCAUCACAGAUAAUGAUAUCAGAUCAAGCAAUCUUAGUAAACCAGAAGCACGCUCUGCAAGUUGGGAUGUGUUGGAUUCAAAAAGUGCCCCAAAUCAAGAAACCCCUCAACGUGAAACAAAAUGCUGCUUUGGAGAAUCUACCAAAGAGAAAACGCACAGCAGCACAUCCCUACAGCAAAGUUUAGAGCAGCUUGAUGAGCUUCUAGCUGACCUUGUCAUCGAUUACAAACCUCCACGUAGGAGGACCAGUGAAGACAUGCUUGAUCAACUCAAAAAGCUCAUUGAUGAUGAAGAAGCAGUAUCUUCAGCGAGAAAGGAUUCGAUGGCAGGAUCUGAAAGUGGCAUGCCACUUGACAAACAACCCACUUCAAUAAAAAUAGAUCCUGACACACUAAGAGACACCGAUGGGAGUUGUGACGGCCUGAGAAGUACAGAAGAGUGCUCCCCUGACAAGAGUCCCGAUGAGGACGACACAAUGAUGUGUUCAAACAAUAAAUGCCGUCGGACUGAGACCUUGUUUAACGCCUGCCUCUACUUUAAGUCCUGUCACAGCUGCUAUACCUACUACUGCUCUCGCAACUGUCGCCGUGAAGACUGGGAUGUCCACAAGGAGAGCUGCCUCUAUGGGCGAAUCAGUAGCGUGUGUCGCCACAUUAUUAAGCACUGUCGAGAAACCACAGAAGUCCAUAAAGCUUUCUCCCGUAUAGCCAAAGUGGGAUACCUGUCUCGAGGCAGAGGAGUCUUGUUUUUGGGAUUCCCAAAUCCAGGUUCGUCCACAAAUUUCCUUCAGUUUGGACUAGAAAGUCUACUCAUGUCGCCAACAUACUUAUCUCUCCGUGAGCUGGAGAGCUUCAAGGAUAACCUUGGGGAAUAUUGCAAGGAGCUCCAAGAGGCAGGAAAUGCAUAUGACCCUAAUGAAUGUUUUCUCUUGAAUGUAUCCAUCGCUGUUGGUGAACAAGUUCCUGACGGACCAUCGCCAAGGGUCCAAGCCCCAACCGUCAGGAAGUUUGCCAAGGUUGCUCUGGCCUCCUACAGCCCAGAAAAAAAGGUCCAUCGGAAGGAAAGCGACAUGGAGACGUUGAUCCUGACCCCACCGCCAGGUAUGGCAGACAUUGACAAGGAAGGUGAGGAGGGAAGGAAAGCCCGGGAAAUCUGCUUCAUCAACAUUCAGCGGGAGUUGAGGAUACGUGGGGUGUUUCUUCGCCAUGAGUAUCCCAAUGUCUACCAAAAGCUCUGUGAGUUUGUUGAGAAUAACAGGAGGUUCACGCCAACUACUAUUUACCCUAUUGAUAAAAGGACGGGCAAGCAGUUCAUGUGCAUGAUAAUGGCAGCCUCUGAGCCACGAACUUUGGACUGGGUAGCCAACCCACAUCUCCUAGAUGACAUUAUUUAAACAAGUGCACCUUUUAUAUAUUAAAGCAUAGAUCUCACUAUAGUACAUAUCUAAAUACAUCAAGCUUAUUUGUUAUAAAUGUUUGUAGAUAUGUAUUUUGGUACUGAAAAAAAAACUGUGUUCAUGUCUGCAAGGUCAGUAUUAUACAAUGUUGGAAUAUUGCCCAUCAGGUGUUGAAUAUGAGUAAUUCACGCUGUUUAUUCAUCGAUUUGAUAUCUAGUCCCAGGAUUUGUUCAUUUAUGCUUCACUGGCAAUUACCGCCAUUAUUUUCUUUGUAGCAAUUCUCUUUUUAUAUUAUUUUAUUGUCCAUGAAGAUAGAGAGAAAAAACAAUCCUUAUUUAUUUUGAAAACUACAGAAUUAUGUACCUAUUUACAUCAGAGCUGAAUAUUUUUUCCUAUGCAAAAAACAACAACAAAACAUUACCAACAUGUUGAAAAUGUUAUGGCUAAAGAAAUAUAAAACUGUUUUUCUUUUUAUCACUCAAAAUAAUAUGUAUUUUAUUGAUAUAUUAAAUACAGGCAUUAUGUUAUAUUAUAUAAUAUUGUAUUAUUAUAUAGUUAAAGAAAGAA